Molecule: messenger RNA, 2489 nt
Organism: Salmo salar (Atlantic salmon)
Lineage: Eukaryota; Metazoa; Chordata; Actinopteri; Salmoniformes; Salmonidae
Gene: vps4a
Product: vacuolar protein sorting 4 homolog A
Biological process (GO): vacuole organization; endosomal transport
Molecular function (GO): ATP hydrolysis activity; ATP binding
Source: RefSeq, a predicted model, not a curated record
CAUGAGUGACGCAGACGCUGCAUGAAUGUCUGUAGUUACCACUAGCUACGGUUGUUGCUGUUGCCUGGGCAGUGGCUGUCAAAUAGGCUAGCGAAGCUACCUUUGUCAUGAUUUUGUAGCAACACCUCUCCUGAAAAUAUAGUAACCAUAUUUGAAAGAUACCUUGAAUUAGCAUCAGAGACGCUGGGCGAAGAGCAAAAGAGUGAGAUGAAAUGACAACGUCAACAUUACAGAAAGCGAUUGAUCUUGUGACCAAAGCCACAGAGGAGGACAAGAACAAGAACUAUGAGGAAGCCUUGCGCCUUUACCAGCAUGCAGUGGAGUACUUCCUGCAUGCUAUCAAGUAUGAGGCACACAGUGACAAGGCAAAGGAGAGCAUACGUGGGAAGUGUAUGCAGUACCUAGACCGGGCCGAGAAACUCAAAGAUUUCUUGAAAAACAAAGAAAAAACAGGGAAGAAGCCUGUCAAGGAAGCACAGAGUAAUGAUAAGAGUGACAGUGACAGCGAGGGUGAAAACCCAGAGAGAAAGAAACUGCAGGAGCAACUGAUGGGUGCCAUUGUAAUGGAAAAGCCCAAUGUCCGGUGGAACGAUGUAGCUGGGCUGGAGGGAGCUAAGGAGGCCCUGAAGGAAGCUGUAAUCCUGCCCAUUAAAUUCCCUCACCUCUUCACAGGCAAACGCACUCCAUGGAGAGGGAUUCUUCUCUUUGGACCCCCUGGGACUGGAAAGUCUUACCUGGCCAAAGCAGUAGCCACAGAAGCCAACAACUCCACCUUCUUCUCUGUGUCAUCAUCAGACCUCAUGUCCAAGUGGCUUGGAGAGAGUGAGAAACUGGUGAAGAACCUGUUUGAUCUUGCCCGCCAGCACAAGCCCUCCAUCAUCUUUAUUGACGAGGUGGACUCGCUCUGUGGCUCCAGGAAUGAGAAUGAGAGUGAGGCAGCCCGGCGGAUUAAGACCGAGUUCCUGGUACAGAUGCAAGGUGUGGGCAACAACAACGAUGGAAUCCUCACCCUUGGAGCCACUAACAUUCCCUGGGUUCUGGAUGCUGCCAUCCGUAGAAGGUUUGAGAAGCGUAUCUACAUCCCUCUCCCAGAGGAGCCCGCCAGGUCCCAGAUGUUCCGGCUGCACCUGGGCAACACACCCCACAGCCUGAGUGACGCAGACCUUCGUCAGCUCGCCAAAAAGACAGAAGGCUACUCCGGGGCUGAUAUCAGCGUCAUUGUACGAGAUGCCCUCAUGCAGCCUGUCAGGAAAGUGCAGUCAGCCACACACUUCAAAAAGGUGCGAGGGCCAUCCCGUGCCAACAGUCAAUUGAUGGUGGAUGACCUUCUGACCCCGUGUUCGCCUGGGGACCCAGCUGCCAUAGAAUUAACCUGGAUGGAUGUGCCUAGCGACAAGCUGCUGGAACCCAUCGUCUGCAUGUCUGACAUGCUGCGGUCACUGUCCACCACGCGUCCCACAGUCAACAGUGAAGACUUGUUCAAGGUCAGGAAGUUCACAGAGGACUUUGGACAGGAGGGCUAAGAGGUCCUGGUCAGCCAGAGGCUUCACUACUCCUUACUCUGUUUGUCCUCUCAAGCCCCAUUCAUACAACCUCCUGCCAAGUAGUAGCUACAGUACUACCACACUACAAACUUGGAUUUGUUCGACUAACCUGCAUUGGCAAGAAUGAUGGAGCAUUUAACCUCAUACCAUUUCCCUCCGAUCAUACACUAUUGCAGUCCUGAAGACUGAGACUAUAUUUUUUUUGCCAUCCUGCACUUUAAGUUGUUAAUCAUUAUGAAGGAAGGGUGAAGAGCUUUUGAACAAUUACAUUUAACAUAGCUCUUGUCUUGCAUGUGUGUAAGUCAUAGGCUGUGUUUAAACAGGCAGCCCAAUUCUGCUUUUUUUUCCACUAAUUUGUCUUUUGACUAAUCAGAUCAGCGCUGAAGAUCUGAUGUGAAUGGUCAAAAUACCUAUUAGUGGAAAGCGAUAUCAGAAUUGGGCUGCCUGUUUCAACGCAGCCUUAAUGUAUGUCUUGUGUAGGAGCGCUCUGCUUUUAAAUGAAUUGAGUUGACUGACCAUAGCUACCCCCUCUCCCAGGCCCCACUAGAGCUGCCCCUAUGUUACAGGCAGUGUUACUUACACUAUUUAUGAUUAUUUAUUUUAUUCUAUUUUAUCUGGUCAAGAUGUGUUGACUGUAUGAGUGACUGAGGACACAGCUGAUCAUUGACUGGGAGAGGUAUUUACAUUUCACUAUUUCUCUGACAUGUUAUGUGAAUGAAGAUGGGGACAAGAGCCCUUUUCUAUUUCUGGAUCUGAGCAUUGAAAAUAAUAGUUCCAUGACAGACAUGAUCAUAUUGUUCCUAUAUGUCAUAAUAGUAUUGCUGUGUCUGUAUAGUUGGGGGUGUCUGUUCUGGUCCCAAAGGGGAUCUCACUGCAGUUACACAUAUCCAUGAUAACCUGACUUAGUGAAUCCAGAAUUCUAAAAUAAAAAGAUGUUUGUCAUUA